Molecule: messenger RNA, 993 nt
Organism: Nycticebus coucang (slow loris)
Lineage: Eukaryota; Metazoa; Chordata; Mammalia; Primates; Lorisidae
Product: olfactory receptor 51G2-like
Exons: 1
Coding region: 1-993 (330 amino acids)
Biological process (GO): G protein-coupled receptor signaling pathway
Cellular component (GO): membrane
Molecular function (GO): olfactory receptor activity; G protein-coupled receptor activity
Source: RefSeq, a predicted model, not a curated record
AUGCAAUUUGUUCUAGGAAAAGAAUGCAGCCCUGGCACGUUUCCUCCUGUCAACAGCAGCAAUUCCUUCUCCUCCACCUUCCUGGUGACAGGCAUUCCUGGGCUGGAGGCUGCGCACAUCUGGAUCUCCAUACCCUUCUGUGCCAUGUUCUUCAUUACCUUGGUGGGUAAUGUGACCAUCCUGACAGUUAUCUGGAGGGAGCAGACCCUCCAUGUGCCCAUGUACCUUUUCCUGGCCAUGCUAGCUGUCUCUGACCUGGGGCUGUCCCUCUUCACCUUCCCCACAAUGCUGAGGAUCUUCUGGCUGGAUGCUCGAGAGCUGACCUCUUCUGCUUGCUUCACACAAAUGUUCUUUAUACACACCUUUCAGGAUUUUGAGUCAGCCAUCAUACUGGCAAUGGCCUUUGACCGCUAUGUGGCCAUUUCUCGUCCAUUGCACUAUUCUUCUAUCCUGACGCAUAGUGUGAUCACCAGAAUAGGCUUGGCCAUUGUUGUGCGAGCCAUGAUCGCCCAGGUGCCCCUCCCCAUUCUCCUGAGGAGACUGUGCUUCUGUCCAUCCAAUGUACUUUCUCAUUCCUACUGUCUGCAUCCCGACAUCUUAAAGCUCUCCUGUUCUAACACUAGGGUCAAUAGCAUCUUUGGACUCUUUAUGGUGCUUUCCAAUAUGGGACUUGAUUUUCUUCUCAUUCUCUUUUCUUAUUUAUUGAUUCUGAAAACUGUACUGAGCAUUGCUUCAUAUGGUGGCCGCCUCAAGGCUCUUAACACCUGUAUUUCCCACCUCUGUGCUGUGGUUCUCUUUUUCACACCCAUGAUCUGCCUUUCUAUACUUUAUCGCUUUGGCCGAAAGUUUCCCCCAAACCUCUAUGUACUUUUGGCCAACAUGCAUUUUCUCAUUCCUCCUGUGAUGAAUCCCAUGGUGUAUGUGGUAAAAACCAAGCAGAUAAGAGACAAAAUCCUAAGACUCUUCAUCAAAAAAGGAACUGAAAAGUCCUAA